Molecule: messenger RNA, 4471 nt
Organism: Dromiciops gliroides (monito del monte)
Lineage: Eukaryota; Metazoa; Chordata; Mammalia; Microbiotheria; Microbiotheriidae
Product: zinc finger protein 345-like
Exons: 6
Coding region: 1182-3695 (837 amino acids)
Biological process (GO): regulation of DNA-templated transcription
Source: RefSeq, a predicted model, not a curated record
GAAGGGAAGGGGGCAGCCAUCCUUCGCGCACCCCGAGCCGUGGGCAGCCCAGGGUCUGAGCCCUCUCCUGCUUGGCUGUCACUACCCCCGGGCACCCUGGGCCUCAGUUUUCCCGUCUGGGCCGUGAGGGAGGCGGCGGGGGUGGGCUCCGGAUUCCCGUCAGAGACCCCAAGCGGGGCUGCGGGGGGGGGGGGGCGGGGUGAGGGUACGUGUAGACUGGGGCGAUGAGGAGGCCGGGGAGGCUUCCCGGAGGAGGUGGCGGCAUCCCAGGUGGGAGCUGAAAGGGCGGGGCCCCCGGACGUUGUGCCAGGAGCCCCGGGACUGGAUCGGGCAUCCGUCAGAGGUGGGGUCGGGGGCUUUGCCUGAGGCGGGGGACAUGGUGACGUGCUCCUAUACUAGGGAAGCCUCUGCGGGGUUCGAGCAGCCGGCGAUCUGGCGAAGGUUUCACCCCGACCCAGCCUGCGGAGCCCCAGGUUCCUGGGUGUCUGAACGUUGUGCAGGCUCAGGGUCAGGGAAACUGGAACAGGGAAAGCGAUCCUGCUGAUUUCUCUAAGAUCUAACGCAGCCUUCUAGAGGCUGUGUCCAGCCACGGAACACACUAUUACUCAUUGUCUUAACCAGCUGGUCCCUAAUGCCCUCAGGCAUCGGACAAAUAUGCUUCAGCCCAUUUCUCAGCAAACAACUGUUAAAUGCCUGUUUGCGGCUCCAGGAUGCAUCUAUGUCCAGAGACAAGAAGCCUCAGGGUGACAGAGGCCUAGGAGGUAGCUCAGGAGUCAACACCUGUUUCAUCAGCCAUCAGCUUCUCUUCACCUGGAACACUCCUUGGACUUCUUCAUCAGAAGGUUCUACUCCACUUCCACAAUCUUCAACAUGAUUACUGAAAAUGCUUCUACUGUGAUAAUUCAAUGUUCCUUAAGUCCUCUUAAACAAAAACCUGGAUGAAAGGAGUUACAUCAAACCCCGAGUAAUUAGAAAGGAAUAGAAGCAAUAGUCUCUCAUUUUGUGAGAGAAUAGAAGUCUGACAACUGCACCUGAUCUUUUUUUCCCCCUGGCAUGCAUUUUAUGGAAUCUGAAAGUUGUAUCUAAUUGAAUUGGUGUCCUUUGAGGAUGUGGCUGUGUAUCUCACACAGGACGAGUGGGGACUUCUGGACCCUGCACAGAAGCAACUCUACAAGGAUGUGAUGCUGGACAAUUAUUGGAUUCUUGUCUCCCUGGGAUUUCCUUUCUCCAAACCAGAGGUCAUCUGCCAACUGGAGCAAGGGAAAGAAGCAUGGGUCUUGGAUAUACAGGUGUCUAAGGAAAGGGUGCUCCCUAGAAAUACCUACAAAGGUUGUAAGUUCAGAUCUGAGAACAAGAAUUUGACACUAGGGGCAGAAAUCCUGGAGAGUGUUAAAUUAUGCGAAAACACACCAGAAAGAUUUCAAAGAGUUGUAUUCCAAGUACCAGAGUUUGGUGCAAUCUUUGAACAGAAAAGCAAUUUAGCUAGACACAUAAGACACUCCAGAAGGGAGAGUCAGCUUGAAUACUUUUUACAGCAGAGAGGUUCUGAGCCAAUGGAAAUUUUCCAUAAGAAAACAGCCAAAGAAGAGAGAAGCCAAGAAUAUAAUGGAUUUGGUAAGACUUUUGAUUGGAACUCAAAUUUUAUUACAUAUCAAAAAGUUUCCACAAAAGAAAGAAGAUAUGAAUGCAUUGUAUGUGGCCCCAAAUUUCCCCAGAUUUUAGCUCUUACCAAGCAUCAGCAAAACCAUUGUGAAGAGAACUGUUAUGAAUGUCAAGAUUGUGGAAAUAUUUUCAAUGAAAAAUCAGAAUUCAUAAGACAUCAAAGAAUUCCUACAUCAGAGAAACCUUUUGAAUGUAAUGACUCUGGAAAACUUUUUGGUCGUAGUUCACAUCUUAUUGAGCUUCAGAGCAUUCAUAUAGAGGAAAAACCUUAUAAAUGUAAUAAGUCUGGAAAAGCCUUUGGUCUGAACUCAAAACUUAUUCUAGAUGGAGAACAACCUUUCUAUGAGUGUAAUGACUGUGGGAAAACUUUCACACAAUUGUCAGGUUUUAUUAAACAUCAGAAAAUUCAUACAGGAGAUGGCACCUAUAGGUGCAAUGAAUGUGGAAGAGAAUUAAGCAGUAAACUAUGUCUUAUUGAGCAUAACAGAGUUCAUACUGGUGAGAAACCUUUUCAAUGUAAUGUAUGUGGAAAAGGCCUAAGGAGCAGGUUAAGCCUUAUUCAGCAUCUCAGAAUUCAUUCUGGUGAGAAACCUUUUCAAUGCCAUGAAUGUGGGAGAACCUUGAAUAGUAGGCUAAGCCUUAUUCAACACUGCAGAAUUCAUACUGGUGAAAAACCUUUUAAAUGUGAUGAAUGUGGGAAAGCCUUCACUCAAUUAAUAGGUUUUAUUAACCAUCAAAGAAAUCAUACUGGUGAGAAAUCUUAUGAAUGUAAGGAAUGUAAAAAAGCCUUCACUCGACAUUCAGUCCUUAUUCGACAUCAGAGAGCCCAUACUGGAGAGAAGCCAUUUAAAUGUAAUGAGUGUGGAAAGGCUUUCAAUAGACAUUCAGUCCUUAAUGUACAUAAGAGAGUCCAUACUGGAGAAAAGCCAUUUGAAUGUAAUGUAUGUGGAAAAACCUUCUGUCGAAGCUCCACACUUAGCCAACACCAGAGAAUUCACACUGGAGAGAAACCAUUUAAAUGUAAUGAAUGUGGAAAACGCUUUGGUCGUAGCUCUCAUCUUACUGAACAUCAGAGAAUUCAUACAGGGGAGAAACCCUAUAAAUGUAACAAGUGUGGGAAAGCUUUUGGUCUGAACUCAAAGCUUAUUCGACAUGAGAGGGUUCAUACUGGAGAGAAACCUUAUGAAUGUAAUGACUGUGGGAGAACUUUCACACAGUUGUCAGGUUUUAUUAAGCAUCAGAAAAUUCAUACAGGAGAUGGCACCUAUAGGUGCAAUGAAUGUGGAAGAGAAUUAAGCAGUAAGCUACGUCUUAUUGAGCAUAACAGAAUUCAUACUGGUGAGAAACCUUUUCAAUGUAAUGUAUGUGGAAAAGGCCUAAGGAGCAGGUUAAGCCUUAUUCAGCAUCUCAGAAUUCAUUCUGGUGAGAAACCUUUUCAGUGUCAUGAAUGUGGGAGAACCUUAAGCAGUAGACUAAGUCUUAUUCAACACUGCAGAAUUCAUACUGGUGAAAAACCUUUUAAAUGUGAUGAAUGUGGGAAAGCCUUCACUCAAUUAAUAGGUUUUAUUAACCAUCAGAGAAAUCAUACUGGUGAAAAACCUUAUGAAUGUAAGGAAUGUAAAAAAGCCUUCACUCGACAUUCAGUCCUUAUUCGACAUCAGAAAGCUCAUACUGGAGAGAAGCCAUUUAAAUGUAAUGAGUGUGGAAAGGCUUUCAAUAGACGUUCAGUCCUUAAUGUGCAUAAGAGAGUCCAUACUGGAGAAAAGCCAUUUGAAUGUAAUGAAUGUGGAAAAACCUUCUGUCGAAGCUCCACACUUAGCCAACACCAGAGAAUUCACACUGGAGAGAAGCCUUAUCAAUGUAAUAUAUGUGGAAAAACCUUCAGGUGCAGCCCAUAUCUUACUGUACAUCAGAGAGUUCAUACUGAAGAGAAACCAUAUGAAUGUAAUGAAUGUGGGAAAGCCUUCAGUUUGAGCUCUAGGCUCCUCCGACACCAGAAAAUUCAUACUUCGGAGAAGCUUACUGCAGUAUAAAUUCCAUGAUGUCAGGGACUUUAUAUCUCUCAGUUAUGAUAGGUACAGAAUAUAAUAAUAUCCUGCACAGAGUAGUGGCUCAAUUAAUUUUUAACUGUUUUAAAUGUGGAAAAUUCUUCAACCAGCUCCAACCUCAUUAGUGAGAGAAUUAAUGAUCAUGAACUUUGAGGGCAGAUAAAACAUUUUAUUGAUAUAGUUUGUUUUUAUAUUACAUAUAUUUAUAAAAUAUGUCCACUUUGUGAGAAGUUUCUUGUAACAAAGUUAAGUAAAAUUAAUGAUAGUGACUUCAAUUGAAAAUUCAUGUAACAUUUCACAUCUGCAACAUUCUUCCAUCUCUUUAUUUAAAAAACAAUAGCAACAAAAAUCUGUUUUCACUCCCUCCUACCCCUAACCCCACUGAAAAAAUUUAAAAAGGAAAACAAAUUAAAUUUCUUGUAACAAAUAUGCAUAGUUCAAUAAAACAAAUUCCUUCAGUGGCUAUACCCCAAAAUAUGCGUCAUUUUCUACCCUAAAUUCACUACCCCUCUAAUGGCUAGAAUGGCUUAACAGUGUUCCUCUGGAAUUAUGAAUAGUCAGUGUAUUGAUUAUAAUCUUAGAGUUUGUUUUACAGUGUUGUUAUAAUGUAAAUUGUUCUCCUGGUUCUUUUCAUUUCAUUCUUUAUUAGUUUAUAAAAGGCAUCAAAGUUCUUCAUUUUUAUAAUGUUGAUGUUAUCAAUUGUUGCUCUGUUCUCACUUCAUAAUGCAUUAAUUCAUAAAGUCUGUGUCUUUUAAAAAUCA